Messenger RNA from Synchiropus splendidus (mandarinfish), 1928 nucleotides. Its product is annotated as POU domain, class 3, transcription factor 4-like. The coding region runs from base 21 to 1097 and encodes 358 amino acids. The transcript has a single exon. Gene Ontology annotation, cellular component: nucleus. Gene Ontology annotation, molecular function: RNA polymerase II cis-regulatory region sequence-specific DNA binding; DNA-binding transcription factor activity, RNA polymerase II-specific. Gene Ontology annotation, biological process: brain development; regulation of transcription by RNA polymerase II. The record is from RefSeq and is a predicted model, not a curated record. NCBI's taxonomy places the organism in Eukaryota, Metazoa, Chordata, Actinopteri, Syngnathiformes, Callionymidae.
GGUGGGCUCCAGCAGCCAGCAUGGCCACAGCUGCCUCCAGCCCCUACACCCUGCUCAGCUCGAGCCCCAUGAUUCACCCGGACAGCCAGGCCAUGCAGCCGGCGAGCCCCUACAGGGCUCACCAGAAGCUGCUGCAGAGCGACUACCUGCAGAGCAACGGGCACCCGCUCGGGCACCAGUGGGCAGUGAGCAAUCUGUCGGAGGGCAGCCCCUGGUCGGCCUCGAUGGAGCAGCAGCAGCAGGACAUCAAGCCGGGCCGGGAAGACCUCCAGCUCAUCCAUCACCGCUCCCCGCACGUGGCGCACCAUUCCCCGCAUCACAACAGCCACCCCGGCGCCUGGGGGACUCAGGUGUCCCACAGCGCGUCCAUCAACAGCGGACAGCAGAUCAACAUUUACUCCCAGACCGGAUUCACUGUCAACGGCAUGCUGGAGCACGGGGGGCUCACCCCGCCACCCAACCCCGCGGGGCAGAGCAUGCACCCGGGCCUCAGGGACACGCUCAGCCCCGAGCACUGCAGCGACCUCGGCGGGCACCACUGCCACGACCACUCCGACGAGGAGACGCCUACCUCGGACGAGCUGGAGCACUUUGCCAAGCAGUUCAAGCAGAGACGGAUCAAGCUGGGCUUCACGCAGGCGGACGUGGGCCUGGCUCUGGGAACUUUGUACGGCAACGUCUUCUCCCAGACCACCAUCUGCAGGUUCGAGGCGCUGCAGCUGAGCUUUAAGAACAUGUGCAAGCUGAAGCCGCUGCUGAACAAGUGGCUGGAGGAGGCGGACUCGAGCACCGGGAGCUCCAGCAGCAUCGACAAGAUCGCAGCCCAGGGCCGGAAGAGGAAGAAGAGGACCUCCAUCGAGGUCAGCGUCAAGGGGGUUCUGGAGACGCACUUCCUCAAGUGUCCCAAACCGUCCGCGCAGGAGAUCACCUCCCUGGCCGACUCGCUGCAGCUGGAGAAGGAGGUGGUGCGCGUUUGGUUCUGCAACCGGAGGCAGAAGGAGAAGCGCAUGACCCCUCCGGGAGAGCCGGCGCCGCACGAGGGACCCUACUCGCACGGCGGGAGCGCCGGAGACGCGUCCUCGUGCCACGACCUCUGACGGCGCGAGGACACUCGGCUCCCGGACUCCCUCACCGCAGCACCUGCUCAGCCUUCGUCCUUCAGUCGUGGGGGCGUCUAUCUCCACCUCACACUCACACUGACCUAGUGUCCCGGACGCCCUUUGAAUAUCGCCCCAUCACGGAUACAAGACAACGAUGUGCCUAACACCCCGCCACGGCCUUUAGUUUCGGUCUCUCAGCCGCUUUCCGUAGGAAUACACUUGUCUUUUUUCUUUUUUCUUUUUUUCCACAUUUCUCUGGGGGAUUUGCCGAAACUGCUGCGGAGUGAGCAGACAAUAAGAGGGGCGCCACGCACCGGACGCCGUUUCCACGCGCCUCUGCCUCUUCACACUCUGCAUUUGUAGCGUGGCUGUCGUUAUGACCGCCGUUGUUUCGGCCUCUGCAAACACAGGCCCGUGCUCCAGUUGUCGAUCACUGGGAUGCGGAGAGGCCGCGCACUCGCUGUUCGUUCUUUAUCCACGCGUUUAUCUUGACCAUAUCAACUGUGGGGACGCGACACACCUGCCUAUAAGUUGACUUCACUUCUGAGAGAAAGUUUUAUAAUAUGACCUGUUCUUGGUUGAUUUGCUAUUUUUCCAAUAUUGUACAGUUUUAUAAAUAUAUUACCCCUUUUUGGAGUCAUUAAUUUAAAGAAGCGCUCUUUAGUUAACCAUGCACUUGAUUAGCAUUGUACAAACAAACAAAAAUAUUUUCAGUGAGAUUGAACUGUAUCGGCGGUUUGAUUCCAAAUUUCGACGACAGCUCAAGCAAUUAUUUAUUUUCAGUAUAAAAGCUUGUAUUAUGUUUUGAAAUAAACUAUGUAUGUUGUA